AUGAACAGGAUUCGAGGCGUCUUCAUUGUCAUAUGUGGCAUGUCACACUUGACAGGGGCAUUAUGUGACAGACCUAGCGAGCCACAAGUAAGACAGAGCUGUUUAUCGCUGGCGCAAGUAUCCAAGGACCUGUGGGACAAUGACGUCAACAGAAUUGCAACAGGGGACAUCACGCUGAACUAUCAAGGACAAGUAUCAACUAGCAACAGAACUGAUCAAUCAAGCCACAAGCUAUUCAGCCACGUGAACGAAAACAAACUCUCUGGUCCUACCUACCAAACAUUCCUGUCCCUACUGGACAACUAUGUCCCAGAUAAAGGAGUUAAGGAAUCGCUGACCUCGUCUGAAAGCAGUGAAAACACGGCCUUCUUGAAUGCAAUCCUAAAUACGAGAGUGAUGAACGUGUUGCUAAACUAUCUGCAGUGUAGAGGCUUUGUCAACAACCAAGCAGAUCUACGAUCAGUUCUGACCAAACUAUGGCUUGACUUCUACCCCCGUAGCGGGACCAGUACCGUAAACGAUACCUCUGGAUUUGAACACGUUUUGGCGGGUGAAUACAAAUCUUCCACUGAAGUCAACGGCUUCCACAGCUGGCUCUCGUUUUACCAGAAGGAGAAGGCAGGACAACUCAACUACUAUGGUUAUGUUUCCAAAGGAGAG
This is a messenger RNA of Candidula unifasciata, 660 nucleotides long. NCBI's taxonomy places the organism in Eukaryota, Metazoa, Mollusca, Gastropoda, Stylommatophora, Geomitridae. The record is from the annotation of a GenBank genome assembly.